AGCCUGGCACUAGUUUAGCAGGCGGGUCAAAACAUGGCGUCCGCCAUUACGAUGUUAGCAGUAUCUGGAAUUUACGAUCACUGAUAUUGAACUUUGUAUCAUACAAUCUAACAUGUCAAGUGAGCCAAGAAUUUACGGAUUAAGAGAACAACCUGGCAGACCUGAAGGUGCUUUGAAAUAUCUACAUGUAGAGGUAAUCGAAGCAAAAGAUCUCUGCAAAAAAGAUAUAUUUGGAUUAAGUGAUCCUUAUUGCAAAGUAAUGGUAUAUAGAGGAGAUCCCACGACUGGAAUAAUUGAUUCAGCAACAACACAAACUAAAAAGAAGACACUGGACCCAAAAUGGAAUGAGACCUUUACUUUUAGAGUAAAUCCACUUGAUAAUAAUCUUCUUGUUCAAGUUUUUGAUGAGAAUCGAGUUACUAGAGAUGAUUUUUUGGGUGAAGUAUACAUCAGUAUUAAAAGAUUGAGGUUUUAUCAAAUUGAGACUGUCAUGGAAAUAUCUCUGAAACCAAGAAGCAUUAAAUCCAGAGUAAAAGGAAAAGUGUGCUUAAAGUUAUCAUUCACCAAUGACCCAUCACCACCUCCAGCAGAACAAACAGAUUUACCUGGAUUCCCCAUUGGACGUGGACCUCURGAUUUUCCAGCUUCAACCUCUCCCAAUGUUAAUACAAAUGCAACACCCAAUGCAACAGCACCCCUUGAUACUCCAUCAUCCUCUGCUCAGAAUACUACACCAAAUGCUACACCAAAUGCCACAGCGCCUCUUGAUAUCCCAACAUCUACCUCUCGCAAUUUUACUCCAAAUGCUACACCUACUGAACAAGCAAUAGGGUCUGCACCCUCAAUAGGCUCAGGGAUGCCUGACAUUGAAACACCAAGCCUCCCAGCUGGCUGGGAACAAAGACAAGAUGCUCUUGGCCGUAGGUUUUACAUUGAUCAUAACACAAGGACAACUUGUUGGGAAAUACCAAACAGUCCWGUAAGAAGAAGAAUUGAAAUGCAACAAGAUGAGAUUAAUAGAGAAAGGCAGUUUCGUAUUCGUCGUCACCUUAGUGUAGAGGAUGAUGUCCAACCAAAUCCAGAACCUGCACCAAUAAUUGUAGAUUCAGCUGAAACUCCAACUGUGACGGAAGAGACCAACACCAAUGAUCAGGCUGCUCUUAGUGAGCCWCUGCCUCCAGGCUGGGCCAUGCARCAAGCACCUAACGGUAGAGUGUUCUUUAUUGAUCACAAUACACAGACAACGUCAUGGCAUGACCCAAGACUUAAUCGUACAGCGGCUUCUGCACCGUCAUUGAGUUCAUCACCUCCGUCAGCUGCCCCAAAUGUCAAUCAAGAUCUUGGACCACUUCCAGAUGGUUGGGAGGAGAGAUUACAUGCCGAUGGAAGAGUCUUUUAUAUUGAUCAUGCUACACGCUCAACCCAAUGGGAGGAUCCAAGACUGCAGAUACAGAAAUCAAAAACUCAGGUUGUUCCUUAUUCAAGAGACUACAAACGCAAAUGUGACUAUUUUAGAUCUAAGUUGAAAAGACCGAGCAAUGUGCCCAACAAGUAUGAAAUUCAUAUCAGGCGCAACAAUCUUUUAGAGGAUUCAUUCCGUGCUGUGCUGCUAAGUGUAAGAAACUCAGAUGUACUGAAGGCAAAAUUGUGGGUUGUCUUUGAUGGAGAAACAGGUCUGGAUUAUGGUGGCGUGCAAAGAGAGUGGUUUUAUCUUUUGUCAAGAGAGGUUUUCAACCCUUAUUAUGGAUUAUUUGAGUAUUCUGCAAGUGAUAAUUACACACUUCAAAUCAACCCAAACUCUGGGUUAUGCAAUGAAGAUCAUUUAAACUACUUUAAAUUUAUUGGUCGAGUGGCUGGAAUGGCAGUGUACCAUGGGAAAYUGUUAGAUGCGUUUUUUAUUCGUCCAUUUUACAAGAUGAUGUUGAAUAAACCAAUCACAUUGAUUGACAUGGAGAGUGUGGAUUCUGAAUAUUUCAACAGUCUUAACUGGAUAUUGGAGAAUGAUCCWGAAUGUUUGGAUCUCCAUUUUUGUGUUGAUGAAGACUUAUUUGGUGAGCUCAAGGUUAAGGAGCUGAAACCCGGAGGAGCCGACAUAAAACUUACGAACGAAAAUAAACUAGAGUAUAUAAAUCUCGUUAUUAAGUGGAGAUUUGUAAGUCGAGUAGAAGAUCAGAUGCGGAAAUUUAUGGAGGGCUUCAAUGAACUCAUUCCACAUAAUUUGCAUCAGAUAUUUGAUGAAAGGGAAGUAGAGCUGUUAAUGUGUGGCUUAGGGGACAUAGAUACUACAGACUGGAGAAAGAAUGCUAACUAUAGAGGCGAAUAUCACGACAAACAUAUCGUGAUUCAAUGGUUUUGGAAGGCCGUGAACUCGUUUGAUAUGGAAACUCGUGCAAGACUGCUUCAGUUUGUCACUGGGACUUCGCGUGUUCCUAUGAAUGGAUUCAGUGAGUUGUAUGGUAGCAAUGGACCUCAGAAGUUUACUGUGGAACCUUGGGGUUCUCCACAUUGUCUACCAAGAGCGCACACAUGCUUCAACCGACUUGAUCUUCCGAGGUACAGAAGCUACUACGAACUGCGGGAAAAACUGAGGAUUGCAAUAGAAAACACACAGGGUUUUGAAGGAGUCGAUUGAUUGAUGAUYUGUACUUGRAUCAUUAAACUGCUUCAAAACAUAACAAAGGCAGGCCUAAAUUAACGUAUCCCAACAAAAUCUGGAUUUUAGAUAGAUUGUUUUAUAUCUUACAGUCAAAAAAAGUUUUAACUGGACGRCUUUGUGAUAUAGUGGAACCUGGAUCAUACGACUACCGGACCGUAAUAUAGAGAUAACUGUAGUAUUGAAUAAGGUCGUACAUUUUUACAAAGGAURCAAUAUGACCGAGAGUUGUCCGUAAUAUAGAGGGGUUCGUAGUGUAGAGGUUUCUGUAAAGGUUUCACUGUAUUCUUCAGAGUAUUAAGUACAAAUUACCAAGAACUAAACGAGGUAACAACCCACAGCAGGAUUUAAAGAAAAAAACAUUUAUAUUAUUAUAAGACAACAUGUACCCCACGCAAGGCUGUUUCUGAUAAGUUAGAAGACCGAAGAGUCUGAUAGAUCUGCUUGAUGUCCUUAGAACAAUAACUGCAUUUGCAAAAAGAGCAAUUUUGCAGGGCUUGCACUUGAUUUUUGAUAUUUGUGUAUUUUGAUGCACUUGAUUUCAUUUUUUUUUUUUUUUUGCAUGAGCAGGAGCCCAUUACUAGUAAUGUCCUCCUAGUGGAAUGCCUACUAUUUUCUUUGAGGAGAACACARCAUUUCCAUUCCUUCCUCCUACUCCAUAAGUUGGCACCUUUUUUAAGGUUAGAUGCACUGAGAGUCUCGAUUGUGUCUACACAGCUUUGCUAAUUGAAAGGAAAUUGUUUUAAUAUUUGAAUUGAUGAGUUUGAAUAUUAGACAUUAGUCAGAAAUUAACCACGAAAUAUAGCUGAGAUAUUUUGAAUAUUAWUAUAAUUAUUAAUUAGUACAAUUAAGCAACGAAUAAAUUAUUGUUGUACUAAUUAUAA
Exaiptasia diaphana is the source of this 3537-nucleotide messenger RNA. RefSeq names its product E3 ubiquitin-protein ligase NEDD4-like. Gene Ontology annotation, biological process: ubiquitin-dependent protein catabolic process; regulation of dendrite morphogenesis. Gene Ontology annotation, molecular function: ubiquitin protein ligase activity; protein binding. The record is from RefSeq and is a predicted model, not a curated record. NCBI's taxonomy places the organism in Eukaryota, Metazoa, Cnidaria, Anthozoa, Actiniaria, Aiptasiidae. Bases 113 to 2632 code for a protein of 839 amino acids. The transcript has 27 exons.